This is a messenger RNA of Rhodotorula graminis WP1, 1071 nucleotides long. RefSeq lists its product as uncharacterized. NCBI's taxonomy places the organism in Eukaryota, Fungi, Basidiomycota, Microbotryomycetes, Sporidiobolales, Sporidiobolaceae. Bases 1 to 1071 code for a protein of 356 amino acids. The record is from RefSeq and is a predicted model, not a curated record. Gene Ontology annotation, biological process: thiamine biosynthetic process. The transcript is spliced from 8 exons.
AUGUCGUCCGACUCGAUCUCGUUCCUCCUCAACUGGCACGCGACGCCGUACCACGCCCCGAUCUUCCUCGCUCAGCACCACGGCUUCUUCAAGGACGAGGGCGUCAAGGUCGCCAUCCUCGAGCCCAACGACGCCUCGGACGUGACCGAGCUCAUAGGUCGUGGGUCCGUCGACAUGGGCUGCAAGGCGAUGGUCCACACGAUCGCGGCCAAGGCGCGCGGCUUCGGCGUGACGAGCAUCGGCACGAUCCUCGACGAGCCGUUCACGGGCCUGCUCUACCUCAAGGGCGGCGUCGAGGGCCACCCGCACGACAUCGAAAAGGACCACUUCACCUCGCUCAAGGGCAAGCGCGUCGGCUACGUCGGCGAGUUCGGCCGCAUCCAGUGCCUCGAGCUCGCGCAGAAGCACGGUCUCGUCGAGGGCCAGGACAUCGAGUUCGUGCGCUGCGGCAUGGACAUCAACGGCGCCCUCAUCGACGGCCGCAUUCACGCGGGAGUCGGGAUCGAGAGCGUCAACGGCGUCGAGCUCGAGCAGUGGUGCGACAGCGUCGGCCGCCCCACCUCGGACGUCAAGCUCAUCCGCAUCGACGAGCUCGCCGAGCUCGGCUGCUGCUGCUUCUGCUCGAUCCUCGUCAUCGUCAACGACAAGUUCCUCGCAGCCAACAAGGAGAAGGUUGCCGCCGUCAUGCGCGCCCUCAAGCGUGGCGCCGACCUCCUGCACAAGGACCCGGCCCAGGCGUGGCUCGACCUCCAGCACGUCAAGAAGCAGUUCCGCAACCGCGUCGGCGACGACAAGCCCAACUUCUGGGCCAAGAUGUUUGAGCGCUGCUACCCGUUCAUGAGCCGCGACCUCGUCAACGUCGAGCGCGACUGGCACAAAGUCACCAAGUACUGCCAGCGCAUCGAGGUGUGCGACGAGGGCUUCGAGGCCAACUACACGAACGAGUUCGUCCAGUGGGAGCACGAGGCCCAGCCUGUCGACCCCGAGGCCAACCAGGUCGCGCUCGUGCGUCCUCCUCUUCCUCUCUCGCGUCCUCUGUCGCCUCCUCCUCCUUCAAUGCCCCUCGACUGA